This is a messenger RNA of Ooceraea biroi (clonal raider ant), 3450 nucleotides long. RefSeq names its product twinfilin actin binding protein (gene twf). The record is from RefSeq and is a predicted model, not a curated record. Gene Ontology annotation, cellular component: actin filament; myofibril; cytoplasm. Gene Ontology annotation, molecular function: actin monomer binding; actin filament binding. Gene Ontology annotation, biological process: actin filament depolymerization; positive regulation of neuron projection development; regulation of lamellipodium assembly. NCBI's taxonomy places the organism in Eukaryota, Metazoa, Arthropoda, Insecta, Hymenoptera, Formicidae.
CGAGCAUGUCAGAUGUUCGCCUGGUAACCGCCUAGUGACGAAGUGGUCCUGUCCGUGAGAAACUUUGGUAGAUGUGAAGAAAAAAAGAAAAUAAAUCUCUCGGACGUAUUCGACCGUAUUCCGCACACAGCAACAGUGGUUUCUCGUGAAACAUGUCUCACCAAACGGGAAUCAAGGCCAACGAUGCAUUAAAGAAGCUGUUUGCCAAAUGUCGCGACGGGAAGAUACGGGUAUUGAAGGUUUCCAUAGAAAAUGAGGAACUAACUCCAGCAUCUUCCUCUAAACCAUUAAACAAAUGGCAAGAUGAUUAUGACAAAAUGAUCAAGCCAUUGAUCGUGGAGGAUCAGCCAGCCUAUAUUCUCUACAGGUUGGACACAAAGUCACCAGAUUCUGGUUAUGAUUGGUUAUUUAUAUCCUGGUCUCCUGAUACGGCGCCAGUGAGGCAAAAAAUGCUUUAUGCCUCUACCAAGGCCACGUUGAAGCAGGAAUUUGGCACAGCCUCGAUAAAAGAGGAAUUGCAUGGCACCGUUCCAGAAGAUAUCACACUGGAGGGGUAUCACAAGCAUAAGAGAAACGAUACAGCACCUGUGCCAUUAACAACGGCGGAGGAAGAAUUGGCAGAGUUGAAGAAGACCACGGCAACUACAGAUUACAGCGUUGAGACUAGACAUCAGACGCUAAGCGGCGUAGCAUUCCCAGUGUCGGACGAGGCCAAGCAGGCGAUCACGGAACUGGGUAAAAGUGUUCACGAAUACGUUCAACUGAAAAUCGAACUGGAGGAGGAAAAGAUACAUUUAGUGACAGCUUGUGAUAUCUCAUUGGAUAAACUGCCAACUAAAGUACCAUCGGACGCUGCUAGAUAUCAUCUUUACAACUUUAAGCAUACUCACGAAGGAGAUUACACAGAAAGCAUAGUUUUCAUAUAUAGCAUGCCAGGAUAUAGUUGCAGUAUUAAAGAAAGAAUGUUAUACUCCUCGUGCAAGGCACCUCUUCUCGAUCUUAUCCAGUCCUUGGGAGUAACAAUAGCAAAAAAGUUGGAAGUAAAUAGUGGGGAAGAGUUGGCAGAUAUGUUGGACGAUCCUCCGAGCAUAAAAGACACAGCCGCAAUAACUCUUGCAACUCCGUCGACACCCUGUGCCCCUACUCAGUCCAUACCAGAGAAAAAAUCAAAGCAGAAACGAUCUUGUGUCUUAAGCUAAAAUCGGCUUAAGGCACUCGCAUCUGCCAUUAUUACUGCUUCUUGCUGAUUGAAGUAUUUGUGAUGUUUUGUGCAUUAAAAUAUCUUCCUUCGUGAAUUCCAGAAUUGUGAUAGUAUGAUAUUCAUACGGGAUAUAUGUGUUGGUUAAUAUAAAAUAAUGGGUUUCUGAUGUGCGAAUUAUAAUUAUUACAAGGAAAGAGAGUAGGAGAGAGAGAGAGAAGGAGAGAUUACAAUUGUGUAGCUACGUAACAUCAUGAGUUAAUUUAAAACAACAGCAGCGGAGAAAACAUUGAUGAGGCAUAUAUAAAGGAACAUUAAUCUCAGUGUUGUUUAUCAACAUUUAGAAGUAACUUGUCAAAGUGAUACGUAUAUCUAGCUAGCAGAACAGAAUAGACCAAAUGGUGUAUUUUUCUAAAUUUUAAAGGCAAAAUUAUUACGUAAAAAGCUCUCUGUGAAAUGCCAUUACACCUAUUAAUAAGUGAUAAACUUAUAUGAUAUAGACCAUACCCCAUACCGUAUACUUCAUAUUGUUUCACAUACGCUCUGUGAAAUUAUUCAUUUAUAUACGAGAAACAGUGCCGAAAUUGAGAUCACUUUGUUUGAUAUUGAAAGCUAAGCCUCAGCUGCGUAUGAUUUUACAUUUUGAUAUAUGAGUAUUGUGUGAUGCGAAAGCAAGUGAACGUAAAUGUGAUUUAAUUAUACAUAAGAUUUAACAAUUCUAUUCAUAAAGUUCCUUCAUUCCAAUAAUUUUAUAUAUUGCGUUUUACACGCAACUCUACCUAUAACUAAAAUAUAUAUUAUAUUUUCUCAGAAAAUAUUAAAUUAUAUUGUGAGUUCCCAAUUAGUUCCUAGUCUUAUAAAGGUGAUAUGUGUAUUUUUUUAAGUAUAUAUAUAUAUAUAUACAUAUAUAUAACAUAUGUUUUUUUUAAGUGAAACUUGAGGGCUUGGCUUUUAAACUCAUUCAAACAUUCAUAUAGGAUUAAGUAAUAUUUUUAAUAUUGAUCUGUGGUAAAACCUCCGCAUAUACAUGAUGGUUAGAGAGUUAGGUAAAAUUCCAUUUGCUCGACAGAGAAAGAGGGGGAGAGAGAGCUAAAAAAGCCAUUCACCUAACUACUCUACAUAUAUUUUCAAUAUGACGAUAAAUGAGCGUAAAUGAGUGAUAAAUAUGCAAACGCCACAUUAAGGUGGAUAUAUUUUUUUCGCACAUUAUUAUUUCAGCUACAAGAUAGUGAUAUCUAAUUACUUUAAAAAAAGAUUAUAUAUAUAUACAUAUUAAAUUUUAUAUCAUGUUCUCUAUACUAUUGUAAAUGCUACAAAAUAUUAGUGUAUGAUGUGUAAGACUGAUCUUGGCGAGUUCUGUCAGCUGUGAAAAAGCAUGUUAAUGUUAUAUUUGCAUUUAUGAAAUCUCUUAAUUUAAUCGUUUACCAAAUUCUCAAAAGUAAUAUAUAAUGCAUUAAGAUUUAUAAUGAAAUCUCUAAUUGACAUUUGUUAUUUAAAAUAUUUAGUUUCUCUAAAAUAUUUUUUCAAACAUAUGUAUAUAUAAUAAGUUGACAUGCAACUUACAGCAGACUGGACUAUAAUAAUAAUUAAUAAUUUGAUAGUCAGCAACAAAAUAUAUGAGAGGCAUUCUAUUUUUUGUGAUGUGUAUAUUUUAAUAGCUAAAACUUGUAGCUUUUUAUAACUUUUCAAACAUUUUAGUCUAAAAUGUGAAGAAAUGAUUAUUAAAAACAGCUAAAGUAUACUCGCUACGAAAAUAAUUUUGCACUGAGCCAAAUGGUUGCUUUCGUUUCUUCCGUUACAUUUGCAUGUGUAGUAUAUUUUUUUUAUAUUGAUGAAGAAAUGAAUAUAGUGAUCCUAUAUAAUUUUUAAAGAAAUUUAUAAUUGUUUUAUUGUAUUUAUUAUUCUGUCUCAAUUAUAAAGCUAUGGUUCUUAAACAGUUUACGCACAAUAAAACCGGAAGGGAAAAAAAUUAUUUGGCUCACAGUUGCAUAUAAUAUAUAAUUAAUUAACUCUCAUACUAUGUCGAAAAAUAGUUAGACAAACAUUCCAUUUUAUGAAAUCAUGACGCACAGGGUUGCCUAGCAUAUUUUAGUUAUGUAUCGUAUCAGGCCUAUUCUGUAACUCCUUAAUUUUACCUUGUCUCUGAGCUUCUCAGUUGUAGUUCUAGACUCACUGAAAUCGAGAGAAUUGUAUAUCUUGCCAAUAUUGGAUAUAUUGGAAAUAAUAAAGUAUCAUGCAAUUUAAACUCGCAA